CUUGACUUCAUGUAUGUCGACCCAAAAAAAACAGAAUUUACUUAUAAAAUUCAACAAAAAGUUACUAUUUUAAAUGAUGAAACCGUAACUCCGUUCCGGCGUUGCUACCUGGUCAUUUCGCCGGGCUUUCGUGCCUCCGUCGUACCACCACCAACCACCUCUUCUGGAUUCUAAUAAACAAAUACUAUGUGUAUUUGUUUGUGCUUUUGUGCCGGUGUCAAUCGUGGGCGUUAUCUGACGUUUUCAACUUAAAUACUUUGUCGGAAGCAGCGAUCUUAGGUCCUACGUCGCCAUCAGAUCUCUUUCCGGUGUACUCUGCAGUUGUCUAGUGUUACACCAACUUACUCCGAAGCUUGGUAUUUACUUGACGAAUUAGAAUCUCUGACUCUCUUCUUUUCUGUCCUUCGAAGUGUAUAGGAAUGAUGACGUCAGGGUAUAACAUCAGGGAUCUUGUUAGAGAAGCACAUAUCCGGUGGUUAAAGCCGGGGGAGGUGCUCUUCAUACUGCAGAAUUUUGAGGAAAAGCAGCUUACCCAUGCGCCCCCUCAAAAGCCACCCAGUGGCUCCUUGUUUCUCUUUAACAAAAGGGUGCUUAGGUUUUUCCGUAAAGACGGUCAUAACUGGAGGAGAAAAAAGGAUGGAAGAACUGUUGGGGAAGCCCAUGAACGUCUAAAGGUUGGAAAUGUUGAAGCUCUAAAUUGCUAUUAUGCACAUGGUGAACAGAAUCCAAACUUCCAAAGGCGUAGUUAUUGGAUGUUGGAUCCGACAAUGGACCACAUUGUACUUGUUCAUUACAGAGAUAUAACCAUGACUGGGAAUAGUGGUGGAUCAAUUUCAACAUUGUCUACAGGAUCUUCUUCACUUAUUCAGAGUCCUGAUUCAUAUGCAACUCCACUAAGUCGAUCUGGUGGUGGUUUUAGUCAGAGCACCUCUAGUCCAAGUUCUGUAGAAGUCAGUUCAGAUGUGGUCACCAGGUCAAAUGGGACAAGUCCCUUGAGUCUGAUAGAAGGAACUGACAACUUUGAAAUUGAUGUGGCGUUGAGAAGAAUAGAAGAACAGUUGAGUUUGGGUGAAGAGAAUUUGAAAGAUCUGAGUUUAUAUUACAGCAAGAAUGAGAUUUCAAAUGAUUCAGGAUUUUCAAUUGACGACCAGGAUUAUGGUGAUGUUUCUAUUACAAAUCAACAAACUUUAAUUUGGGAUGAUGUCAUACAAUAUGGUGGGAAUCCAGUUGAAGAGAAAGGUGCAAAUAAUAACCCAUCUCUGCCACAAGAAAUUGAAGAUUUCAAAUUUCCUGCAUAUACCCCUGCUAGCAAUUUGUCUGACAGAUACCCAGAUUUUUACUCAACAUUUUUUGACCAAGGACAGACGGAAAUGCCCCUCGAAUCAAAUUUAGGUUUAACCAUUUCACAAGAGCAGAAAUUUAAUAUUCGUGAUAUAGCACCUGAAUCGGGAUCUGCAUCUGAGUCAACAAAGGUGCUCAUCAUUGGGGAAUUCACAUGUGAUAGUGAUACAUCCAAAAACAAAUGGUACUGUAUGUUUGGUGAGACUGAAGUCCCAAUUGAGAUUAUUCAAGAGGGAGUCCUUUGUUGCUAUGCUCCUCCUUUGCCACCUGGAAAAGUUACUGUUUGUAUUACAUCUGGCAAUCGAGAAUCAUGCAGUGAAACCCGUGAAUUCGAAUACCUUGAAAAACAUAGAGGAGGCAAAAAAUCUUGGAGAAGUUCAGAAGAAUUAUUAUUACUUGUGAGAUUUGUUCAAAUGUUAUUAUCUGAGAAAGAAGGUGGUGAGGAAGUAGAAGAGUCGUGGUCUCAAUUGAUAGAGGGUGUUUUAGAUGGAAGUUUGGCGUCAUAUGAUGCAAUUGAUUGUCUUCUGGAACACCUUCUAAAAGAGAAGUUAAAACAAUGGCUUUUUUCUUCUUCUUCUUCUUCUUCUUUCUUCUGGAUUGUUGUCUAA
Molecule: messenger RNA, 1949 nt
Organism: Lactuca virosa
Lineage: Eukaryota; Viridiplantae; Streptophyta; Magnoliopsida; Asterales; Asteraceae
Source: the annotation of a GenBank genome assembly